Messenger RNA from Macrosiphum euphorbiae (potato aphid), 1332 nucleotides. Lineage: Eukaryota; Metazoa; Arthropoda; Insecta; Hemiptera; Aphididae. The record is from the annotation of a GenBank genome assembly.
AUGCAGUAUCCGGGGUAUAUUUCAAUAGAGACCAUAGGCAUGAAUUACGAGAAGCGCAGAAGAAUCGACCGAGAACGAGAUAAAUUAUCAGAGAAGAAUAUACUGGAGGUUAAAAUUGAUGGUAGAUCAUUUGAAAUCAAAAUACAUGACUAUAGAUUGUUGGAAAAAGGAAUGAUGAUGAAUGAUAAACUUAUUGAAUUUUAUUUGGUGCAUAUGCAUAGUAAACUAAGUGAUAAGGAUAAAGAUAAGUCAUAUGUAUUCAGCACACUUUUCUACACUAGCUUAACAAAGCCAGUUUAUUUAUGUACAGAUGAUCCAUCUUUAUCUCGUUCUAAGAAUAGACACAAUAAGGUAAAAAGAUGGACAAGGAGACUGGAUGUAUUCAAAAAAGAUUUUAUUUUCGUACCAAUACACAAAGGGGGUCAUUGGAUCCUGGCUGUUAUAUGUUUUCCUUACCUAACAGGUAAGGUUCACAUAGAAAAUGGAACACCAAGUAAUGAACCUGAUGAUGAUACUGGUCGAUAUAAAGUGUCAUUUCCACCAGUAACUUGUGGACUCGAUGAAGCUGAUCCGAAUGUAGAAGAUCUUUGGCUGUUUGAUUUAUGUUCACAGAAAAAUCAAGAUAGAUACGAUAAAUAUUAUGACGAUGUGGAAGUAUUAAAAACACAAAAAAAGAAUAAACUAGUUAAAAGGCCUUGCAUUUUAAUAUUUGAUUCAUACGCCAGAAGUACAAUGUCAAACGCAAUGGUUUCAGCAACACUACGAGAAUGGUUACAGCAUGAAUAUUCUAAUAAAUACAAUGGCCAACAAAAAGACUUUCAAUUUAUGAAAGCAUGUACAGUCAAAGUACCUCAACAACCUAAUCAAACGGAUUGUGGUCUUUUUGUAAUGCAUUUUUUUGAAAUGUUUUAUUCUCGGCCAAUUAUUGAUUACACUUUUCCAAUUCAUCACUUGGAAAAUUGGUUCCAUACUGAUGAGGUGGUCAAGAAUGAGAAAAAAAGAAAAGAAGUUUAUAAUAUUAUAAUGGAAGAAAGAAAAGCGGAACCAUCAUCUGAUGGUUUUGAAUUGCCAGUUCUACAUUUGAAUGACCACAUUGAAGAAUCUGUUGACAUUCAUAAUAUGAAUGUUUUGUUUGAAAAAAAUGACAAAAAAGAAAAAAAAGAAGAAGACAAAGAAGAAAAAGAAGACAAAAGAGAAGAAGGCAAAGAAGAAAAAGAAGAUAUUCUGAAGAAGAAAACAUUGAGAAGAAAAUUAGACUUCGGCGAUGAAGAUAAUUUUUCUUCGUCGUCUACUUCUUCUGACAAUGAAGAAGAAGAUAGUGAUAACAAUUAA